Messenger RNA from Parnassius apollo (apollo), 921 nucleotides. The record is from the annotation of a GenBank genome assembly. NCBI's taxonomy places the organism in Eukaryota, Metazoa, Arthropoda, Insecta, Lepidoptera, Papilionidae.
AUGUACAUAUCGUUCGUUGCAUUAUUUGCGUUGGCCUUAGCCUCCUCGUCCAGUUCUAAUAAACAGUACAGAACUGAUUAUGUGUACAAUUCAAAGACGGAUGCGUUCUACAAACUACACAUCGAGACUGUAUGGAAUAAUCGAGCGAAGUCCAUAUGUCAAACUGAGGGUGCGAGUCUGAUGAUUACGGCUUCUCAACAGGACAUUAUGCAGUUACAUGCUAUGAUAAAAGAGUUCCCUGAUAUUGGAGACUAUGCGUGGGUUGGAAACGACGGCUUAGCCCACGAUUCGGCGGAGGAACAGCCAAUAAUUAACUUGGAUGCUCCAACGGAUAUAACUCUGUCGAAGAAAAACGAAUGUGAAGUGCUGACUCGUAGCGGUGAUGUAGAAACUCACACCUGUUUCUCCCUUUUGCCUUUUAUCUGCAAAGUUAAAGCUGAGAGUGCGCGUUAUGACCCAGAGUGUGAUGUCUAUGGCGAUGGAUACCAAUACUACGAGAGUGUGGGCAGCUGUUACAAGAUUUCCCGCGUCGCGUUCUCUUGGAGCCAAGCGUAUGAGGAAUGUCGUGCGGAAGGUUCUCAUCUCGUUGUGCUGAACUCGAUGACGGAAGAUCAACUCAUCUACAAUAUAUUAAAGACCCCACCACACGUCAUAGGAGCGAAAGCGACCUGGUUCUUUUUCGCUGGCUUUAGAGCACACAAGACUACAGACGGCACUCCUAGAGUAUUCAAGACUAUAUUCAAUCAAACAUUAGAAGAGGCCGGUUUCAAUCAGUGGUCGCUCAACGAGCCUAACAACGCUUUUGGCAACGAAUACUGUGGGACCAUAUUUAAAAACGACGGCAAAUAUAAUGACGUAGACUGCUCUCACCAGUAUGGCUUCAUUUGCGAGAAGGAGAUUAAAAAAGUGCGAGCUAAAUGA